Molecule: messenger RNA, 1124 nt
Organism: Vombatus ursinus (common wombat)
Lineage: Eukaryota; Metazoa; Chordata; Mammalia; Diprotodontia; Vombatidae
Gene: ACP1
Product: acid phosphatase 1
Exons: 6
Coding region: 41-517 (158 amino acids)
Biological process (GO): protein dephosphorylation
Cellular component (GO): cytoplasm
Molecular function (GO): acid phosphatase activity; non-membrane spanning protein tyrosine phosphatase activity
Source: RefSeq, a predicted model, not a curated record
UGAACCGGAAGUCAGGAAGUCCUGCAGUAGGAAAUUAAAAAUGGCUGCAGAGGGAACGAGGUCUGUGCUGUUCGUGUGUCUGGGUAAUAUUUGUCGCUCACCUAUAGCAGAAGCAGUUUUUAGGAAACUGGUAGCUGAUCAAAAUAUUUCAGAUAAGUGGAGGAUAGACAGUGCAGCAACAUCUGCAUAUGAAAUAGGAAACUCCCCUGAUUAUCGAGGGCAGACUUGCAUGAAGAAACAUGGCAUUACCAUGAAUCAUAUUGCCAGGCAGAUUACCAAAGAAGAUUUCCUGACCUUUGAUUAUAUACUGUGUAUGGAUGAAAGCAAUCUGAGAGAUUUGAAUAGAAAAGUUAAUCAAGUUAAAAACUGCAAAGCUAAAAUUGAACUUCUUGGAAGCUAUGAUCCACAGAAACAGCUUAUUAUUGAAGAUCCAUAUUAUGGAAAUGACUCUGACUUUGAGACUGUAUAUCAGCAAUGUGUGAGGUGCUGCAAAGCAUUUUUGGAAAAAUCUCAGUAAGGCUCACAUUCAUUUAUUGCUGAAGGACAACAGUGAUUGACAUCGACUUAAAAAUGAUGUAUGUAUAGCAGUUGAUGUGUUAUUAAAGAGUAAUAAUGUACUACAUUUGGAGACCAUCAUUGUUUUUUCAAUUCAUUCAAUGUUCACAUAUGUUCUAAUUUGAAAGGUAAUGAAAAUCAGUCAUUAUUUUUGAAGUAAGACUAUUUUCUUACAUCAAUUAUAAUUAUCAAACAAGCUGGAACUCCCAGUCUAUGCCUCAGAUUUAAAAAAUGAAUUAAUUAUAUAGUGGAACAAACUAAAAUUUGCAUGUUAAAACUAAGAAAUCUCAACAGUCAUUUAUUAAAAAUGUUUGAUAGAGUUUUACUUUGAGAUGGUUUCAUUUAUGUCUAAUUGGAAUCUUUAACAGGUAGUGAAAACAUUUGCCUUUGUGUCCUAGAAGACAAUAGAAAAUAACUGAGGUCAUUGUGAAAAAUUAAAGAAAAAUGUAUUUUAUUGUUUCAGCAGUCGUUUCAUGACAGUAACUUAAUGAAGAACAAAUAUUCUUUCUGUUCAUCUUUACUAUCUUUUAAUAUUUUGGCUGUCUAUUAAAAUAAAUGUAUCCCCUGCC